Messenger RNA from Poecilia latipinna (sailfin molly), 1444 nucleotides. Its product is annotated as immunoglobulin superfamily DCC subclass member 4-like. The transcript is spliced from 2 exons. The coding region runs from base 683 to 1132 and encodes 149 amino acids. Lineage: Eukaryota; Metazoa; Chordata; Actinopteri; Cyprinodontiformes; Poeciliidae. The record is from RefSeq and is a predicted model, not a curated record.
CAUCCGGACCGUUCUCGACUCUUUAUUUUGCUCCAGCACAUGCAGAAUCCUUGUACUAUAUGACCCCCUUCCCAUCAUCCCCACUGCGGGCAGCCGUGGGGCUGAGAUGCAUUUGUUGUAACAAAUUUCCAAGUGCAUUUCUAGCCGGCAGCGUGUCUGCUACGAACGGGUCCCCCAAGGGCGAGAGGAAAGCAUGGAGUCCAACAAAAAGGGAAAGGCGUGUAUGCGUGUGUGUGCGUGUUUGCGUGUGCGUGUUUGUGUCACCAACAGCUUCUCUGUGCUCCAGCGGACUACCAGCCAGCCACUGUCUGGUAAACGGGCGCGUGCGUGAGGGGAUACGUGUGCACGUGUGCGGCCAAGCGUGUAUGUGUGUGGUAUGAGGAUAGAAAAGCAGCACACACACAUGCACACACACACACGCUUAACAUUCGCUCGCAACAUGGCGUUGAAGCGCCGAGAGACACGAUAGCUCUGCCCCGACUAAUGCGGUGGUUCUGCGCGGAAAGCCCGGGGACAGCUGCCCGACAGAGACCCAAACCAACACAGAGACUCCGUUACGCACCGCCGUGGACAAUAACGGAUUCCAGCGUGUGCAUGUCGCCGUGAGGGCUUGAAACUACGGUGUAUGUGAUUGUAUACAGGCGCACGCUUCUACCCCGCUGGUGGAAAUCAAAGGCUGUACAUGGCGGUGGAGAGUAUAAUUUGGCUGUCCUGUCUUCUUUCGCUGUAUUGGGGUCCAACCAAGCAAGAAAAGCCUGUUUCGGCGGUGGAACUGAGCUGUGGUGCUGGGCCCAGCCAUGUGAUUCUGGAGCUAGGUUUGCCACUUUUGCUGGACUGCAACCUGGGGUCCAGCGACACUCCUUUCAAUGUCACCUGGUUCAAGGAUGGCCAGCUCCUGCCGCAGGCGCCGGGAGAUCGCCUGCGGUAUUUGACCAACGGAUCCCUCCUGUUGUCGCCCACUUCUGCAGACAGCCAGCCUCCCCAGAACGUAGAGGGCAGUUACAGCUGCGUGAGUGCCAGCGCCAUCGGAGCCCUGACCAGCCGGACUGUCAACGUGCUGCUUGCAAGUGGGUGUCGCGCAAUUCACAGAACACUCUGCUGUCGUUUGAAGAUUGUAAUUGAGCUCAUGUAAGGCUGAGGCUCAGUCCUGUCUGCAGAUGAGCCUUACAUGAUGUCUGUCUGCAUGUGUUUGUUGGCUCUAUUCAGACUCCAGUGAUCCUUUUCAGCUGUGUAUUUUUUUUUUUUUUUUUUUUGGGUGGAACAGGAUGCACACAUUUGAAUUCAUUGUAGAUUUUCUCUUAUGCAAGUUUUCCUUGAUGAAGCCAGCUAUCAACAAGCUUCUGAUUGAUUUCUAGCUGGAUAUUUGACUCCUUUUCUCAUAGGUAGCAGAGAUCAUUCAAAUUGACCGGUUUUCUGAAAUGGACUCUAUCUUAAAACGUAGUGC